This is a messenger RNA of Cordyceps fumosorosea ARSEF 2679, 1122 nucleotides long. Its product is annotated as chitinase 18-11. The coding region runs from base 1 to 1122 and encodes 373 amino acids. The transcript has 3 exons. Gene Ontology annotation, cellular component: extracellular region. Gene Ontology annotation, biological process: carbohydrate metabolic process; chitin catabolic process. The record is from RefSeq and is a predicted model, not a curated record. Gene Ontology annotation, molecular function: chitinase activity; chitin binding. NCBI's taxonomy places the organism in Eukaryota, Fungi, Ascomycota, Sordariomycetes, Hypocreales, Cordycipitaceae.
AUGAAGACCUCGCUUCUCACGCUCUUGGCCGCCGCUUCUAUGGCCUCUGCCGCCGGCCCUCGUUACGUCAUGUACUUUGACGAGUGGCACUUCGAUCCUCUCCCACCCAAGGAGGUCACCGCAGGCAUCAACUAUGUCAUCACCGCCUUCGCCAACCCCGCGAACUUCACCGACGCGCAGCCCCCCGCGUAUAAGCCCUUCAUGUCGCUCGACAAGAUCCGCGCCCUCUUCGACGCCGGCACCAAGGUGUGCAUGGCCGUUGGCGGCUGGGGCAUGAACGAAGGCUUCGACAUCGCCACCGUCUCCGACGCGUCGCGCAAGCAAUUCGCCAAGAACGUCGCCAGCGUCGCCACCACCCUCGGCUACGACUGCGUCGAAGUCGACUGGGAGUACCCCGGCGGAAACGGCGAGGACUACAAGAAGAACCCCAACUCGGGCAAGGUCGGCGCGAUCGAGACCUACCCGCUGCUCCUCAAGGAGAUCAAGGCCGCCAUCAGCCCCAUGGAGCUCUCCAUCGCGGUCCCCGGCAAGGAGGUCGACAUGAUGGCCUACACCGCCGAGCAGAUGCCCAAGAUCAAUGCCACCGUCGACUUUGUCAACGUCAUGACCUACGAUUUGAUGAACCGCCGCGACAACGUCACCAACCACCACACCUCGAUCAAGGGCUCCCUCGCCGUCAUCGACAUGUACCUCGCCCGCGGCAUGCCCGCCGACAAGAUGAACCUCGGCUUCGCCUUCUACGCCAAGUACUUCACCACCGCCAGCGACGUCACCUGCGACAAGCCCACCGGCUGCAAGACGGCCCUGCUCGAGUACGCCAACGGCACCGACGCGGGCCUCUCCGGCGCCGCCACCUUUGAGGGCUCCAGCUACUCCGGCGCCUUCGCCCAGGCCGUCGAGAAAGGCAAGGCCGACGAGGAGGAGGGCGGCCAGUGGUACUGGGACUCGGCGGCCCACGUCUACUGGACCUUUGACACGCCCGAGUUCAUCGCCAAGAAGUUCACCGAUAUUGUCAAGGCCAAGGGGCUGGGCGGCGUCAUGGCAUGGAGUCUAGGCCUGGACAGCCUUGACUGGAGACACCUCAAGGCCAUGCAGAGGGGCGUCAAGUGCAUGUCAUCAUAG